AUGUUAACCCUCUCCCGAGAACUGUCAGUCCAUUAUUCGCCCCUAUUAACUGAUUGCUUCUUCGUCCGUCCCAACGUCUGCCCCUCUUCAGAAACGGCAGCAGCUGAAGUUAAGGUGUUUUCUUUCAUCUUCCUUCACUUUCUCAUUUUUACGCUUUUUCUUACUUUCUUCUAUUUAAUUUUUCUUUCUUUCUUUCUUUCUUUCUUUCUUUCUUUCUUUCUUUCUUUCUUUCUUUCUUUCUACAAGCAAUUUUACUUUCUUAUUCUAUCCUGUUUUUUUUUUCUCUCCAACCACUUCUCUAACUUCUUUUGUCUUCUCUUCCCUUCACUAUAUUUACUCCUUCAGUCUUCUCUUAAAACUUCCUCCCCGCCUUUAUUCUCCUUUUUCUUCCCCCCUCCUCAUUCUUUUUUUUUUUUUGUUUUUUCCCCAUCCAUUUUUUUAAUGUACAUCCGGGCACUACCGACACAACUGUCACUUUCACAUGUCCACAGAAGCGGUUCUCGUCUGCUCCUCUCCAUCCCUUCCUUAAAAAAAAAAAUGUUUAUUCUUUUUGUUAAAUUGACUUUUUUUUUCUGA
Molecule: messenger RNA, 576 nt
Organism: Acanthosepion pharaonis
Lineage: Eukaryota; Metazoa; Mollusca; Cephalopoda; Sepiida; Sepiidae
Source: the annotation of a GenBank genome assembly